Argentina anserina (silverweed cinquefoil) is the source of this 1119-nucleotide messenger RNA. RefSeq lists its product as uncharacterized. Lineage: Eukaryota; Viridiplantae; Streptophyta; Magnoliopsida; Rosales; Rosaceae. The record is from RefSeq and is a predicted model, not a curated record.
ACUGAAGAGAGCGAGAGGAAAGAAAGCAAACUGAGAACGAUGGAGUGUGCCGGGAAGGGACUAGGCACCCGGUGCGGUGGGCCACCAGCACGGCGCUGUGGCCGUUGUGAGGCCGUUUCUUUUUGCUCUGUAUCUGAUCAGAUUUUGCAUUGGCAUGAGCAUAAAGAAGAGUGUGAAAGGUUAGAAGAACAAAUGGAGCAGAUAGAUGUCCUAAACGAGUUUCCUUUCACUUUUUCUGAAGAAGCUACAGUUCAGGUUUGUGAAAAGCAGGAGACAAGGUGUUCAUUCUUGAGAAAAAGAGGCCUCCAUCAAACCGGAUUGUGGUUGUACGAGUGUUGUUGUGGAGAAUCGGUUAUGUCCUUCAAUUGUUCGAGGUUAAUUAAUGCUUGGGAUCUCUCAAACACCUUCUGCCCAUGUGAUGGAUUAAAAGUUGAUACUGGAAACAUAUAUGCAGAACCUGUAUCCAUGAUUUCAAAGCAGCUAACCAGUGGGAAGGAGUACUAUGACUGGAGAUCUAUCCCACUGCAUUCACCUGUUGCUUUACUUCUUCACUGGCCCCUUACAAUUUAUUAUGCCACUCAAGUAGCUGGUUCAGGAAGCUGGACUUCUGGAAUCAAUGGCACAUUGCACGUACACUAUCUUGGACCUGAGAAGGAGCUUCUUCAGCUUUCUGUCUUUUAAGAGCUGUAUGCUUUCCCUAAUAUGGAUGUGCGCAUAGAGCUUAUUGGACCAUCAAUUCCAGAAGAUAGAUAUAAUAGGGAUGGUGAAAUAAUCAAGCUAUGGAAUUAUGGCCAUGGCCUCGAAAUAUAUUGUGUUUGUAAAUCUUUAACUGAGAGUGGUGUUCAUACUAAUAAAACUUCAGCUGUUACUUUGCAACUUUGGAGGGGACUUUAUCAUGAACGUUACGGAGAUAUAGAUAAGGAUGUAUUACCUCAUAUAGUAAUUGCUCCAAAUGCCGGUAUUGCUGCGUAUUCAAGCUGGUUACCAACGAUUGUAUGUUCUUUAUAUCAAAUCUCUCUGUUUCUCUCUUAUUUUUUGUGUGGGUGAAAUUUCGAUAAAUAUGUUAGUCAAUUUUGUUAUAAUAUAUUGUUUUCCCUUCUUAGUUCCCUGGUUGCUUGA